AUGCCUCUGGCUAUAUGCCCUAAGGGGCCGGCUCUGGUACGGGUGCGGAUCUGGGGUGUCAUUAUCACGACUAUCGUCUGCUUUGCUAUUGUUGGGUCACUUGCCUGGCAUUUUAGCAAUUUGGAUGAUUCCCGCCGACGGCUCAACGAGGGCGCAGCAUCGUCAGACAGCCGAGGCCCAGGAGGACGAGAGGACGUCGACCUCAUUUGGCGAACGCUGCCAUGGAACAAUCCCCUGGGAGCGCCUCGGCCACUGCCAACGCAGGGCACUAAGCCGUUGCCUGCGGUACAGUUCAAGUUUGGACCCGAGACAGACAACGACAAGAAUGCCAGGCUCCGUCGCCGCGAUUCUGUCAAGAAGGCGUUUGGACGAUGCUGGAACUCGUACAGAGACCGUGCUUGGCUCCACGACGAGCUCGAGCCUGUCAGCGGCGGAUCCAAGGAUACCUUUGGCGGCUGGGCCGCGACGUUGGUUGACGCCCUCGACACCCUGUGGAUCAUGGGCAUGCACGACGAAUUUAACGAGGCUGUUGGCGCCGUGGACAAACAUGUUUCUUUUGCUACCUCUUCAUCUGGCGAUGUCAUCAGCUUGUUCGAAACCAACAUUCGCUAUCUUGGCGGCCUGCUUUCUGCCUACGACCUGAGCGCCGAUGAUCGACUGAGGAAAAAGGCAACCGAUGCCGGCGACAUGAUACUAAAGGCCUUUGAUACACCAAACCACAUGCCAAUUGGCCGCUGGAAUAUCAAAGAAGCCGCCGAAAACAAGAAUAAUACGGCGCCGGACGAGACCAGCCUGGCUGAGAUUGGAACCAUGGUCCUUGAGCUCACCAGACUUAGCUUAAUCACGGGCGACGCACGAUAUCACGACGUUACGCAGCAUAUAAGUGACCUUCUCGACGAUUCACAAAUGACGACCAAAAUACCCGGGCUUUGGUCCGUCUCGGUCGACCCCAGUGCUGCUCGCUUCGACACCGGCUCGGGCUACUCAAUGGGGGGCGGUGCCGAUAGCGCGUACGAGUACUUUCCCAAGAUGAUGGCCUUGCUCAAUAACCUCGACCCCAUGUACGAACGGCUAUACAAGCGCAGUAUUGCUGCCACACAGGAGCAUCUCGUCUACCGUCCCAUGGUGCCUGGCGACGCUGACAUCCUGAUGACGGGAGUCGCAAGCUCCAGGGACGCCCCUAAAGGAAAACCAACACUGACGGCCGUCACUGAGCACCUGACAUGUUUUGCGGGCGGCAUGUAUGCACUCGGCGGCCGGCUCACGUCCAAUGACUCUGACGUCGACAUAGCCCGUCGGCUGACAGAUGGGUGCGUGUGGGCUUACAAUGCCACCAAGUCGGGCGUCAUGGCUGAGCGACUCGUUGGUGUACCCUGUGAAAACAAGGCGCGCUGCUCGUGGAACGAAACAGUGUGGCGGGAAGCGGUUGGCGACGACGUCGCAGACGUGGACCUGCCACCCAAGGGUAUCGCCAAGCUCAAGUCCAAACAGUACAUCUUGCGGCCCGAGGCCAUUGAGAGUGUCUUCAUCAUGUACCGCGUCACAGGCGAUAAAGAGUGGCAGGAAAAGGCGUGGACCAUGUGGCAGGCGGUUGACGGCCUCACGAAAACGGACCUGGCCAACAGCGCCGUGGACAAUGUGGAUUCUGACGAGGCCAAAAAGGAGGACUCGAUGGAGAGCUUCUGGCUUGCCGAGACGCUCAAAUACUUUUACCUGGUGUUUUCCGAGCCGACACUGAUUAGUCUCGAUGAGUGGGUGCUAAACACGGAAGCGCAUCCGUUUAUGCGUUUGGGCACCAAGUUGUAG
Cordyceps militaris CM01 is the source of this 1806-nucleotide messenger RNA. Its product is annotated as glycosyl hydrolase family 47 protein. NCBI's taxonomy places the organism in Eukaryota, Fungi, Ascomycota, Sordariomycetes, Hypocreales, Cordycipitaceae. Bases 1 to 1806 code for a protein of 601 amino acids. Gene Ontology annotation, cellular component: Golgi membrane; endoplasmic reticulum. Gene Ontology annotation, molecular function: mannosyl-oligosaccharide 1,2-alpha-mannosidase activity; calcium ion binding. The transcript has a single exon. The record is from RefSeq and is a predicted model, not a curated record. Gene Ontology annotation, biological process: N-glycan processing; carbohydrate metabolic process.